Messenger RNA from Colossoma macropomum (tambaqui), 4412 nucleotides. RefSeq names its product dystrobrevin, alpha (gene dtna). The transcript is spliced from 23 exons. Bases 216 to 2360 code for a protein of 714 amino acids. Gene Ontology annotation, cellular component: plasma membrane; synapse. Lineage: Eukaryota; Metazoa; Chordata; Actinopteri; Characiformes; Serrasalmidae. Gene Ontology annotation, biological process: synaptic signaling. The record is from RefSeq and is a predicted model, not a curated record. Gene Ontology annotation, molecular function: zinc ion binding.
CCGCAUUACGUCAUUGAAACAGACCUUGCUGUAGCAGGCAAGACGAGAGCCGAACUGAAUUCGGUUGUAGUUCGUACUUACAGCUGCUAUAUGGUCAAAACCAGCGACACUGUAGUUUGAUAUCAAUAACAUGUAUUGUUAUUGUGCAGGCAGACAAGGGGGACACCACAGUUUCAGCUGCAAACAAUUUUCGCGAUGAUGCCGUGGAAGCCUGAAUGAUUGAGGACCAUAGCAGCAGCACUAUGGCAGACAGAAGACAAAUGUUUGCCGAGAUGCGUGCUCUAGAGUUGGAUUCCAUCAGGUUGUCCACCUACAGAACGGCAUGCAAGCUCAGAUUUGUUCAGAAGAAGUGUAAUUUGCACUUGGUGGAUAUCUGGAAUGUAAUUGAAGCAUUCCGAGAGAAUGGCCUUAACACCAUGGACCUCAACACUGAGUUUUCAGUGGCCCGACUUGAAGCAAUAUUGUCUACCAUCUUUUACCAGCUGAACAAGCGCAUGCCCACCACACACCAGAUCAAUGUGGAGCAGUCCAUCUUGCUACUGCUCAACUUCUUGUUGGCUGCUUAUGACCCGGAGGGUCAGGGCAAGAUUUCAGCAUUUGUGGUGAAGAUGGCCCUUGCAACAUUAUGUGGGGGAAAGAUUUCGGACAAAUUAAGAUAUAUUUUUUCUCAGAUAGCGGACCCCAAAGGAAUAAUGAUUUAUUCGCAAUUUGACCAGUUCCUAAGGGAGGUGCUUAAGCUGCCUGUCACAGUUUUUGAAGGACCAUCUUUUGGCUACACUGAGCAGACCACCAGAACAUGCUUUCCACAACAGAAACAGAUUUCCUUGAACAUGUUCCUGGAUGCCUUCAUGUCUGAUCCUCCUGCCCAGUGUCUCGUCUGGUUGCCCCUCAUGCAUCGGCUUGCUAAUGUGGAGAAUGUCUUCCACCCAGUGGAGUGCUCCUACUGCCACAGCCAGAGCAUGAUGGGAUUUCGUUACCGCUGCCAACAAUGUCAUAAUUACCAGCUCUGUCAGGAGUGCUUCUGGAAGGGCCAUGCCUCCGGCUCCCAUAGCAACCAACACCAGAUGAAAGAAUACACAUCCUGGAAAUCUCAUGCAAAGAAGUUGUCAAAUGCCCUGAGUAAGUCUCUGAGCUGUGCUUCCAGCCGAGAGCCACUACAUCCCAUAUACCCUGAUGCUCCUGAGAAACCUCUAAACCUUGCUCAUAUUGUGGACACUUGGCCUCCAAGGCCAGUGAACAGUGGGAAUGAGUACAUGUUGUGUCACUCCAUGCCUUCAACUAGCAACCCUUACUCCAGCAGAGUAGGUGCAAAUGAUGAUGUGAAACAGAGAAAGCUCCUGGCUAGAGCUGCCCCGGACCUUUUGAAAGGGAAAGGGGUUCAGUACAGCUUUGAUAUUGCAGACAGACUUGCAGAUGAACAUGUCCUCAUUGGGCUAUAUGUGAACCCCCUCCAAAAGAGCCGCUCAUGCUUGCUGGAAAGUAGUGGUAGUAACCAGGAUGAUGAGCACUGUCUCAUCGCCCGCUAUGCUUCCCGAUUGGCUGCUGACCGAACAUCAGUGCAAGCCAGAGCCCCAGGUGAGAUCUCUGUGUCCCUGGACACGAACAAACAACAGAGGCAGCUCAUUGCUGAGCUGGAAAGCAAAAACAAGGAGAUACUGCAGGAGAUUCAGCGCUUGAAGCAGCAGCAUGAUGAAGCAUCUCAGCCACCAGCUGAUAAAGGCCAGCAAAAUCCUACACUGCUUGCAGAGCUCAGACAGCUUAGACAGAGGAAAGAGGAGUUAGAACAGAGGAUGUCUGCUCUUCAGGAGAGUCGAAGAGGACUCAUGGUGCAGCUGGAGCAGCUCAUGCUACUGUUAAAGAUUCAAGGCCCUGCAUCCUCCCCUCGCUCUUCCCCAAGCCACACAGUGAGCAGCUCCAUUCCGAUGCCUGUCCAGUCAACAUCUGGUAACACUACGCCCAGUCAAAUACCUCAGGAUUCGCUCAUGGGCCUAGGAGGAGACGUGCAGCAGGCCUUUGCUCAGAGCUCCAGACGCAACUUAAGAAAUGACCUGCUCGUGGCUGCAGACUCCAUAACCAGUACAAUGUCUUCACUGGUUAAAGAGCUCCACUCAGAGGCGGGCAGCGAGAGUGACAGUAAUGUUGAUACAGAAACUGAAUGCUCAAAGUUUGAUGACUUCACAUCUGCCGCUGCAGAAAGCCUGUCUGCACAACUCGGCCACUCCAAAGCAUGCAGGAUGACAAGUGAAGAAGGCUACGAGAACACAUUAGAGCAGCAGCUGGAGAAGGAGUUGAGAAUGGAGGAGCAAACAGCAGCAGGAGAAAGUCUACAUGGUGACUUUGCGACAGUGGCUCUGUUUUAAUAGUAAUGGCAGGAGAGGAUAAGGCAGUAAUGAAGCACUGCCCAGCAUCAACACGAGGCUCACAGAGCACAUUUCUACUGAAUCAGACAAGCACUAACACCACUACUGUAAAUACACAAGUAUCUUUAUGGAUCCUACAAAAUGAUUUAAGAAAAUAAAUACUGUGAACUGACUCAGAGGUUAUGCACAGUAACACCACUAGUGCCAUAAAACCAAAUAGCAGGAGGUUAUUUUAUGUACUUUUUGUGAAUGUGUGAGCUUUUUUUAAGUACUGUAUUUUUAAGAAGUGGUGGGCAAAUCAGGCUUAACAAAGCUGCUAUGUUUAAAAAUAGCCUACAUGUUGAUCCUCACACUGAAAAUCCAGGCUGCAUUUGCCUGCCACAUUUGUUUCUCAGUAUUACCUAAAAAAUUAAGUUAGGAAUGAUGUAGUAGUGAUGAAGUAGUUUGGUUUUCACUUCAAGUGUAAUGCCUUGAGAUUUUAAGGUAGUGUUUGAUAUAUACAUCCCAAAUGACUAUGCUGCCUUAGCUGAUCAGAUUGUCUGUCAAAAAAAAAAUUGAUCUUAGAGUUUACAAUCAUGUUUCAAAUUAUAUUGCUAUAAAAUACUUUGAAACAUUGUGAUUUGCCAUGUCAUUUUACUGGAAGGCUUACAUUUGCGUGCAGUCAUUUAACUUAAUGAAUUUUAAGUGGUAGGGGAAAUCAGUACCGUCCAAUUUGUUGAAGUUCUUUUAUACUGAAUCCAAUACAUGGAACAGAAGUUUUAAAAGAUACAGAGAGCUGCCCAAGGAGAUUAGAUAUGAGAUAAUCCUCUUGCAUAAGGAAAGUGAAAGGAAAAUGAGUGAAAAGAUAAACAGUACUUAAAGCUUUCAUCUUGAGGCAUAGGAAAAAAUCAAGCUCCGCUCUUGCUUCAGAUCUGUAAAAAUCCACAGGUGUCCAUCCUUCAACAGUGAAAAGACAAAUCAGCACUAUGGGUCUGAAAGCAUGUGUACCCGUCAAGAAGUCAUUUCUCAGAAAAGGAACUAGACAAAAAAGAAAAUUUGCAGAUCAAACAGUGAAGCUGCUGGUAUUCUCAAAACAGUUGACUGGCUACAUUAUUGAAAGUGUUUGGGAUUACUUGAAUCAUGGGAAGCAGAAAAUGCAACAAGUCUAACUUUGGAGGUGAAGAAAAAUAUCCUUGGAGACUUCUUUAAAAAACUGAAAACAAAUCUCCUGAAGGGAAUGGAAGAUGUAAUGAAGGCAAAGGGUGAAAAGAAUUUGAUAUUAUAUUGUAGUUGUUAAGACUACGGUGUAAUUAUCUGUUAAAUAUAUGUUUUCUGCUUUUUUUCUGAUGCUGUGAAUAUUUUGUACAUGGUGGCCAUUUUGACUGAAGAUUAAAUGAAGGAAGGACUUUUGCACAGUACUGUAUAUAAAUUCUACACAUUCUUUCCUGAUAGUAGUGAUUUCUUUUAGAAAAACAGUGCACUGGGAAAGAGCAGUUACUCAACGAUUUGCUGAACAUGACAACAAUAGAAAACAUAUGGCAUUACCCUUUCAGCCACCAGAUCAGACCAGUCAAUGAUGACAAAAUGGGAGAUUCUUUGGAGAAUAAUUGCAAGGGUACAGUAAUGGCUUACAUCAGCUGUUUUUUUUCAUAUACUUUGUCUAAGUUACUCAAAGAUUCCCAUUUCUUUUGCGUUUACUAUAAGUUAAAUAUGUAACUCAUUCUGAAGGCAGGUACUAAGUGAAUAUGAGUUUGUUGAUGCUCAUUUUUCCAUAAUUCUGCUCAGGGGAGGCAUUCAUUCACCAAAAUGCUGACAGAGUAAUCAAUACAAAGAGAAUUACAUUGGCAUCUAAUAGAAGUAUGAAGUUUGGCAGACUUUUUAAAUCACUUUAAAUGAUACUGACACUCUUUAGCUUCACUUACUUUUCAAGCACAGCAAUUGUGAAAUGUCUUAUUCCAGUCUCUGGUAAACCAGUGUAACAUCCACAUCCACAUUGAGAAAUACUGUACCUUUAUCAUUUUGAACUGGUUUGUUACAUUUUGCAUGGCACAAAAAUAAAGAGAUUACAUUGCA